Anopheles moucheti is the source of this 1447-nucleotide messenger RNA. Its product is annotated as transmembrane protein 68-like. The coding region runs from base 320 to 1366 and encodes 348 amino acids. Gene Ontology annotation, molecular function: acyltransferase activity. NCBI's taxonomy places the organism in Eukaryota, Metazoa, Arthropoda, Insecta, Diptera, Culicidae. The transcript has 5 exons. The record is from RefSeq and is a predicted model, not a curated record. Gene Ontology annotation, cellular component: membrane.
ACGAGCAGAAUGAUUAACUUCAAGCGCUUGUAGCCCUAUUGGAAAAAGGGAGAGCAGAUUAAGUUUAUUACUGAGUGCCCGCAUUUCCCGCCCCCCUGGUUCGCCAUACAAAAUCACCUGCUCCAACCGUUUGACGACCACUGGACUACCACGCUUUAACGCAGAACACCACACAGUUCAAAACGAAAUCCGUUGAUAAGACCAACCAACCCGCGCAGAGUGCAAAAGGUCCAUUAGAUAACCGAGUGCGGCGUACGGGGUCUCGUCUGCUGCGAAUUCUACAUAACCUUUAACCCUCCCCCUCCCCAGCGAUUUUUGCAUGCUGCAGUUGCCGCAUAUUGGUGUAGGUCAUAUCGCGACGCGGAACCAUCUUGCGCAGACACAACAUUUGGUGCCGGGGAUGGACAACGGAAGCAGCUCGAUUUUCACCACCGGACUGGGCAGCACAUUGAUUGCUGCAGUUCCGGACUGGUUCGGAUGGAUGCAUAAUUUAUCGCUCCCCCUGUUGGUGCUGUUUGUACUGCCGUGGCUGUAUGUGUUAUUGAUUUUAUCGUCCAUUCCGUAUUUACAUCUUUGCAAUUUCCUCCGGUUGAAGUUCUGGAGGAAUGGCGAUGAAGAUGAAUUCUGGAACGCGGCUCGUCGACUGUUGGCAUUCGUUUGGAACCUUCAGAGCAGACUGUUUCAUGGCUAUGAAGUAAUCGGUCUGGAGAACCUACCCGAGACGGGGCCCGCACUGUUGAUCUACUAUCACGGUGCAUUGCCCAUCGAUAUGUACUAUCUAACGGCCGAUACGAUGCUGAAACGGAACCGUCUGAUCCACACGGUUGGCGAUCGGUUUCUGGACCACAUUCCCGGCUGGCGGCUCGUUUCGCGCGUUAUGAAGGUCACGUCUGGUUCGGUGCAGUCAUGCGUGGCAACGUUGCGUGCCGGUGAGCUGCUGUCGAUUGCACCGGGCGGUGUGUACGAGGCCCAGUUUGGUGAUAACGUGUACGAGGUGCUAUGGAAAAACCGAACCGGUUUCGCGAGAGUAGCGCUGGAAGCACAGGUGCCCAUCAUUCCCAUGUUCACGGUCAAUAUACGCGAAUGCUUCCGUACCGUGUCGGUGGCCAGAUGGUUGUUUGUGCGCAUCUAUAACGUGCUGAAAAUUCCCGUCCUGCCCAUUUAUGGUGGGUUUCCUGUGAAGUUGCGCACAGUGCUCGGUAAACCGAUACCGUACGAUGGUUCGCUGAGCCCGGUCGCACUGCAGGAGAAGGUAGGCGCUGCCAUUGCCGAGCUGGUACAAGAACAUCAGCGACUUCCCGGUGAAAUAUGGCAUGCCAUCGGUGAUCGAUUUCAACCGGUGCACGCGCAACGCAAGGAUGCCUAACUGCUGUAGCGCUGAUAUUAUGGAAGUAAGUUUAUCUUUUUUUAUCUGUCGAAUAAAAGAGUGGGUUUGGAACAAUGUUGA